Molecule: messenger RNA, 3816 nt
Organism: Penicillium brevicompactum
Lineage: Eukaryota; Fungi; Ascomycota; Eurotiomycetes; Eurotiales; Aspergillaceae
Exons: 3
Coding region: 1-3816 (1271 amino acids)
Biological process (GO): mitotic G2 DNA damage checkpoint signaling; activation of protein kinase activity; mitotic DNA replication checkpoint signaling
Molecular function (GO): anaphase-promoting complex binding
Source: RefSeq, a predicted model, not a curated record
AUGUCGUCCCCAUCCACACCACGCUCGACGCGUUCCGCAUCGCCUGCGGGCGAUUCACCGAACAUUAUCACGCCCGGUCAAAAAAUCAAAGCUUUGAUGGCCGAAUUCGAUAGCGAUUCCGAAGAUGAAAGUCGGAUUGCCAAAUCCACAACCGGUGUUUCUAAACUAAACCUACAUGAACCAACCUCAGUCAGGACGAGCGCAAAGGAACCAUCCCACGACUCGGAAUCGGAAAGUGAGGAUGAUAUUGCUCGCCCCAAGGGUCGGAUGGCGGCUCGAAUGCAGGGCAAUUUAUCCAAGUCACCUGCAGCCGACCAUGACUCCACAAUCUCUGCCAUCUCAAAGGUGCCACAUUCCGACAAUGCUCAAACAUCAAAGCCAAGGCAAACCGAGCCCGAGCCCACAUUGAACGAAUCUAGCGAUGAGGAUCUGCCCACGGCAGGUCCGAGGAGAAAGGCCAAAGACAUCUCCAACUCGUCAACACCCGAGCCCCAAAACGCUGCCGCCCGAUCAGAUUCUCCCCUUUUUGUUUCCGCGCCCGGAGAUUCUGAUGCCAAAAAGGACAACGAAGUCAACGAACCCAUGCAGCCGAAAGGCAACGCCCGGUUCCUGUCCCUUGUCGCUCAAAAACGCAAGGAACGAGAAGAGCGGGAAAAGGCCGAGGCUGAAAAGAAGGCCGAAAGAAGAGCCAAGAUAGAGCAGCAUUUCAGUUCUGAGGUUCUUUCCGGCGAAGAAAGCGGCGCUGAUGACCCGGGAUCUGCGCACAAGCUUUCCCAAAGAGCUCGCCAGCCUCGAAAGGCCAGUAAGAAGGCAUUGGAUGAGAUGAGACAGGAAACACAGCGCAUGAGCCGUAAUAUGCAAUUGGCUCAUCAGGCUCAAACAAAGAAAAAGAUCACCAAGGAGAGCCUGUUCGCUCGUUUCAACUUCAUGCAACCUGAUCCUCCGACAAACCAGGCUGCAGCAAACUCGUCUACGAAUAACUCACAAGUUACGACCGAUGGGGAAACAUACACUCAGAAUAAAGAUACCCCGCAUACUUCUCCGCCCCGUCCAUCAGAUCAAAGCAAACCUGCCGUCGGCGUUGACAACAGUCAGGCUGACAUCGAGAUGGAGGAUGAUGAUAAUGAAUCCCUUCGUGACAUCAAUGACAUGAACGACUUGGUGGCCCUGUCCAAGCAGGAACGUGCGAAACCGCCAUUAGAACCUGCAGCAAAGGUCGCAUCUCCUCGAACAGACAAUACAAAGCCCAAACGAGCUCCAUCCUCUACGCAACGUCCUGUCAAUGUAAGGAUAUCCAGACAACAAAUUGCCGAGCGCCAGAAAAACGAUGACUCGGAUGAAGAGCUUGAGAUCGUCACGUCUCCUAGCAACAUUCGAAAACUUGCCAACCCGACAGAAGCAAGAAAGCCCCGCUAUGCUCAAAUUGAAGGCUUUGGCCCACUUGACAACAAAAGGGAGGGGGACUCCAUGAGCCCCGGAGAACUUUCCGCCAGUCUCUUGCGCCGUGCCAGACAGCAAGCCGCCAAGGAGCGCAAGGAGCGUAUUGACGAACUACGAGCUAAAGGUGUUGUAAUCGAGACUGCUGAAGAGCGUGCUGCGAUGGAGGAUGACAUGGAGAACCUUGUCGAGAAAGCACGCAAGGAAGCGGAUGAAAUUGCCCGGCUGGAACGGGCUGCUAAGAAGAAAAACAACGGCGAGGAUGAUGAGGAUGAGGAUGAUGACUACCAACUCUCUGGCUCUGAUGAAGAUGAGACCCACAACAACGAGGAAGGUGAAUAUGAAGAUUCAGACGAAAACGACAGUAUCAACGGCGGGGACGUGUUAGAGCAGGAGGCAGAGGAGGCCGACGACGAGAGCGAUACUGUACCUUCAGACGCAGAGGAGCAGCCUUCCGCCCGGCGAAAGCGCCCAACCCGGGUCAUCAGCGAUGACGAGGACGAGGACGAAGAUCAAGUCCAUGUGCCAUCAACGCCGAUCAGACCAUCAAGCCACGUUCCUCAGUCGGCCGAACGUCCCAAAUUCCCAGCUGGAAUGGGAACCCCGGGUGAUAUGUCUCUCGGCCUUACACAGGCUUUUGCUUCCACAUUGGAUGGCAAUGGCUUUGCCAGUCAAGCUGGCUCUUCCACCAUCCCCUUCUCCUUGCCUGACCCUGGCCAGCCUGUAGCGCAACUUCGCAAAGAGGAUUCUGAAAUCCUUGCACCAGACAGCCAACCUCAGGGAAAUGAAAAGGACAUGAUCGACAAUUAUACUCAGAAUGUCACUCGCAUCUCAGAGUCACCCGCCCCUUACGCAUUCUCGGAGUAUUCCCAGUCCCAGCUUCCCGACCCGACCCAGGAUGAAGGCUUUGUCUUCUCGCCCUUCGACCCCGCCAAACGAUUCAAAGACACACCGCCAAUGUCCACAGUGGAUACUGUUCUCGUGGGUCAGACUCAAUCGCCCGUCGCAGAUCGCAAGCGCAAGAUGCUUCGACGAGGGCGUGCGGCGGAACUACCUCAGGCUGACGAACAAGAGGGAGACUUCGAGAUCAACCCGAAUGCUUUCAAUGUCAUGAAAAAGGCAAAGGCCGAGAGGAAGCGGACUGAGGAGUAUGACAAGAAAAACAGCAAGGCAAAAAACGUUGUUGAUGAAGCUGCGGAAGAGUCUGAGGAUGAGUACGCUGGUCUUGGUGGCAACAGCGAUGAGAGUGACGGCGAAGAAAAUGCCAUUGAUCGACAGAUGAUCAAUGAUAACAGCGGCGAAGUGGUAGAUGAAAAGCAACUUGCUGCACUCAAUGCUGUCCAUGAUCGUAACCGUGAUGAAAAGGAUGUUGCAAAGCUGAUGCGAGACAUUACCACUGGAGCUUUACGCCGUCGCAAGAAUGCGGAUGACGAUCUCGAUCUCGAUGACUCUGAUGACGAGCACUUAGCUCGUCGUCGCGAAAAGCAACGCGAAUUCGCAAAGAUGCGUCGCGCCCUGCUCGCAGAUGAGAAGAUUGGCGAGAUUGCCGAGAAUCCCAAAAAAGCAGCCUUUUUCAAGGCCGUUGAGGAUCGUGAAGUCGAUGACGAUUUCAAUAUCGACUUCCUCGAGGAAGAGCAAGGCGCCUCCCAAGAUCAAUCUCAAGACACACCUUCCGAAGAGCAGUCAAAUGAUUCAGACAACAAGCUCAAGCGACCUCUCGAGCCAACUACUGAAGAUGCAACCAACAGACCUCCGCCUCAUCUCCGUCGCACUCGUCCAAGUGCAGCGUCCAAGAAACCAGCUACCCUCGCGGAGAUUCGUGAAACAUUGUCUUUCCUGACUGAAACACCAGAAUACGACUCUUUCCGUGACGAUGCAUCUCUCGAUGAGGAAGAGCACAAUGAAAGUGAAGAGACACCUGGGGAGGCUCAGGCAGAAGAGGAUUCGGAAGACACCACCUUCGCCAAGCCCAGCCACCCACGCCGCACCCGAGGAGUCGUCGUCGACCGACUUGCCCUUCUUCGUCAAGCAUCAUCUAACUCCGCGAACACGAAUCCUGGCCAAAACUCUAAGGUUGCAUUCCAUAACACUGGCGGUGGUGAGGGACCCAUCGGCUUCCGUCCACCUCAACUCCUUCGUCGCGUGACAACUGGCGGAUCAUCUUCUAGUAGCUCCAGCACAUCCAACCGCGUUUCCAAAGCUGCGGCUUCAGGUCCAAAGAAGGGCGGUGCAGUCAAUUCAUACACAGCUGCGCGUGAGCGCGAACGCGAGAAGGAACUUCGCCUCAAGGAACGCAGUGGCGGCUCAAACAUUGCCAAGCUGCUGGGCAAGCACACUGGCGGUGGCUUGAGUGCCUUGGGCAAGGGCCAAUGGGAUUGA